AUGGACUUUGUGUUGGGUUUUCCACGAACAAGAGCCGGUAAUGAUACUCUUUGGGUUAUCGUGGACAGACUUACUAAGUCGGCAAAGUUUAUUCCAAUGAAUUGUAAGUGGGAUAUGGAACAACUUGCUCGUGCUUAUAUUAAGGACGUGAUUCGACCUGAUAUGCUUGUUCAAAUGACUGAACAAGUGAAGUUAAUUCGCGAGAAAAUAAAAGCAGCCCAAGAUAGACAAAAAUCUUACGCCGAUCUCCGACGUCGGCCUAAUGAAUUUGAAGUGGGUGACAAGGUUCUACUUUGUGUGUCUCUAAUAAAAGGAGUAGUUCGCUUUGGUGCUCGUGGAAAAUUAAGCCCAUGUUUCAUAGGUCCUUAUGACAUUGUGGAGAAAGUAGGGAAGUUAGCCUAUCGAUUAGCAUUGCCUAAUGCUCUGGAACUUGAUGAGAGCCUAACCUAUGAGGAACAGCUUGUCCGGAUAUUGGAUGCGAAGGUCCAUAGUACUCGUCGGAAGGAUAUCACCAUGGUUAAAGUAUUAUGGUCCAAUCACCGCUCACAAGAGGCAACCUGGGAGACAGAAUACUCCAUGCGAGAGCAGUAUCCUCACUUUUUCUCUCAAGUUAGUAAGUUACGGGGACGUAACUUCGAUAAGGGGGGUGGAAGGCGAUAG
Messenger RNA from Amaranthus tricolor (Joseph's coat), 660 nucleotides. RefSeq lists its product as uncharacterized. The coding region runs from base 1 to 660 and encodes 219 amino acids. Lineage: Eukaryota; Viridiplantae; Streptophyta; Magnoliopsida; Caryophyllales; Amaranthaceae. The transcript is spliced from 3 exons. The record is from RefSeq and is a predicted model, not a curated record.